AUGUUAAUUUUAAAAAUUAAAAAUGUCUAUUAUAAGGGAAAAAAAAGUAGGGAAAAAAAAGUAGACCCAGACUCCAUUGGAUAUUAUAAAGUUGCAUUAUUAUUUUUUAUUACAGAGCUAUAUAAAAAUUUUGUUGGUACUGACACAUAUGGAAUAAAUCUUGAACAUCUUGAUAAAGAUCCUGAUAGAGAUUUUAAAAAAAUUGUUUCACUCACUGUCUCUGAAAGUGAUACUUCCCAAACCAAUAGUGAUACAACCCCUGAAAAUAAUGAAGCUGAAAAAUUUGGUGUCGUUUUUAAGUCCGUAGAGGUUGAUCAUACAAAACUAUCAUUAUUUGACUUUAUCUUAAAGUCUGCUUCUGAUUCUUCAAAUGAUAUUGAAACAAAAGUAUCAUUCCAAGUACCAUUAAUUUCUUCAAUCAUCUCUUUUACAAUCAUCACCAGUUCGCCAAUUGACUUAUCACCACCAGAUUCUCCAACCCAAUUAUCUCAACCAUCUCCACCAUUACCACCAUCAUCACCAUCAUCACCAUCAUCACCAUCAUCAUCACCAUCAUCAUCAUCAUCAUCAUCAUCACCAUUAUUAGAAAUUCAACAACAAUUAUCCCAAUCAUCACCAUCAUCACCAUCAUCAUCACCAUCAUCAUCAUCACCAUUAGAAUUUCAACCAUCUGUAUUAGAAUCUCAACCAUCUCCACCAUUAGAAAGCCAACAACUAUUAUACUCAUCAGAAUCAUCAUCAACAUUAUUAGAUUCUCAAUCAUCUGUAUCAGAAUCUCAAACAGCACCGCAAUCUCAACCAGAAACUCCUAAAGAUAGUUAUUUUGAAAAAUCAUUAGUCAGUUUAGCAAAUUGUCAACCAAAAAAUUCAUUAACAAAGAGUUUUUAUGAAAAUAUUGAAGCUAUCAAAUCGUUAUCUAAAUAA
Molecule: messenger RNA, 924 nt
Organism: Dictyostelium discoideum AX4
Lineage: Eukaryota; Evosea; Eumycetozoa; Dictyosteliales; Dictyosteliaceae
Exons: 3
Coding region: 1-924 (307 amino acids)
Source: RefSeq, a predicted model, not a curated record